AUGGAGUUUCUUAAAAAGCUUCGGCAGCUGGACGCGUAUCCCAAGGUCAAUGAGGACUUCUACAGUCGCACCAUGUCGGGCGGCAUCCUCACGCUCCUCUCCUCCGUCGUCAUGGCCGUGCUCUUCAUCACUGAACUCCGCCUUUUCCUCCAGCCGAAGAUCGUCAACGAGCUCUCUGUCGACUUGUCGCGCGGAGAAACCCUCAAAAUAAACCUGGACGUGACGUUUCCUCGGCUGUCAUGCGCGGUGCUGUCGCUGGACGCCAUGGACAUCAGUGGCGAGCAGCACCUUGACGUGGUGCACAACAUCUACAAGCGGCGGCUGACGCCCAUAGGGCUGCCGGUGGAGGGUAUACACCCCCCUCCAAUCGUCCCCCCUCCCCCCCCAACGCCCCCCGCCUCUUACCCCUCCCUCCCCCCCCGCCCUCCUCCCCAUCAGGUGCACAACAUCUACAAGCGGCGGCUGACGCCCAUCGGGCUGCCGGUGGAGGGGAUAGACUCGAAGCACGAGAUAGGGGCGAAGCAGCACGACGUGCUCAAGAAGCGCGACAAGUUCGGCAACGUGGUGCCCGACGACCAGGACUUCUGUGGCAGCUGCUACGGCGCUGCUGAGGAGCCUCAAGCAACGUCGUGCCCGACGACCAGGACUUCUGUGGCAGCUGCUAUGGCGCUGCUGAGAGGAGCCUCAAGCAACGUCGUGCCCGACGACCAGGACUUCUGUGGCAGCUGCUACGGCGCUGCUGAGACGGACGACCAGUGCUGCAAUAACUGUGAGGAGGUGCGAGAGGCGUACAACAAGCGAGGCUGGGCUUUCAACAACGCUGACGCCAUCGAACAGUGCAAGAGGGAGGACCUGAUAGACAAGAUCCAGGCGCAAGUGGGCGAGGGGUGCAACAUGUAUGGCGUGCUCGAGGUGAACAAGGUAGCAGGCAACUUCCACUUCGCCCCGGCAAAGGUGUUCUACACGGCAGGCAUCUCCAUCUUUGACCUCGUCAUGUUCCACGAUACUGUCUUCAAUAUAUCUCACACGGUAAACUCCCUCUCAUUUGGUGCCAAGUUCCCGGGAGCCGUCAACCCACUGGACACGACGCAGUGGGUGCAGGAGGGCGAGUCAGGCAUGUAUCAGUACUUCGUCAAGGUCGUACCCACCAUGUACACUGACUCCCACAACCACACCAUCGCCUCCAACCAGUUCUCAGUGACGGAGCAUUUCCGGCCAGCACCAUCGCAUGACCAGCAAUCGCUGCCAGGAGUCUUCUUCUUCUACGACCUCUCCCCCAUCAAGGCAAGAGCCCCUUUUUCCUCUUCAAACAUCGCAAAGUAUGGUCUCGCUCUCAUCAGGGCUAGCGAGGUGAAGGAAGGCACGAAGGAGAAGGUGGAGGGAGCCAAGGCGGGGCUCAAGGAGUCGAUGGAGUAUGCCAAAGCGGACAUGAAGCAGACCUUCGAGAAGCUCAAGCACCCCAUGAACAGGGAGAAGAAUCUGGAGGCUCGUGAUGAGGCGUUCGAGAAGAAGCUGGAAGCAACGAGGGAGAAGCUGGAGAGGAAGGAGAUCGCCCACGAGCGACGCCAGGAGGCCACUGAAGAGGCACUUCACAAGGUGCAUGCAUCCAAGGCGGAGAAGGGAACGGCUCAGCACGGAGUGACGCCAGGUGCUGCCGGUGCAACUGCUGCUGGCGUUGGUGCUGCUGGUGCUGCUGGUGCUGGCGCUUACGGUGCAAGCCACGAGCGUGAGCGUGGAACUGGCCUGGGAACGCACGAGCGUGGUACUGGGACCGGUUACAGGGAGACUGGCACCGGGUAUGGUGCGAGCCAAGAGCGUGGCACUGGAGGUGAAGGCGUGAUGGGGAAGAUAAAGCACGCUGUGACUGGAAAGCCUUCUGCGGAGCACCAUGAGCGUGGCCCGGGUUAUGGUGAGAGUGCCACUGGCUAUGGUGGGACUGGCACUGGCUAUGGUGCAAGCCAGGAGCGUGGGACUGGAGGCGAAGGUGUGAUGGGCAAGGUCAAGCACGCUGUGACAGGAAAGCCCUCUGCUGAGCGCCACGCUGAGACUGGCACUGGGAUGAGCCGUGUGGCCAGCUUAUCCAUUGGCUCCCGAGUGGCGGGUUUCGCGGGUCUCUGCGUCGCCUCCAAUCAGGACGAGCAGGGCGGUAAGCGUCGGCGACGUGGCGCACGCCGAUUCGCCGGACUGGUGCUGGUAUCGUCAGCCGCCGCUACAGCCACACCCGCUACAGCAACCCCUGCUACAGCUGCUACAGGCGAGAAGAAGACCUGCUGUGGAGGGAAGAAGCCGAAGGUCGAGGAGAAGAAGAAGAGCUGGCCUCAGAUCAUCCUAGAGGGAGCAGUGGCAGGAGGAGCAGCAGGAGUGACGGUGGAGACGGCCUUGUACCCGAUCGACACCAUCAAGACGCGCCUGCAGGUGGCCACCUCGGGAGGCGGCAUCAACUUCAAGGGGCUCUACUCGGGGCUCUCUGGCAACCUCGUGGGCGUGCUGCCAGCAUCAGCCAUAUUCAUAGGCGUGUACGAGCCGGUCAAGGCCUUUCUCUUGAACGCCCUUCCUGACAACAUCAGCGUUGCUGCUCACCUGGCAGCAGGAGCAGCAGGAGGCACAGCAGCUUCGCUCGUUCGAGUGCCCACUGAGGUGGUGAAGCAGCGCAUGCAGACAGGGCAGUUCCCCACUGCAGUCAACGCUGUCAAGACCAUUCUCUCAAAGGAGGGAUUCAGGGGGCUCUAUGCGGGUUAUGGCUCCUUCCUUCUGCGAGACCUGCCAUUUGAUGCCAUCCAAUUUGCCAUUUACGAGCAGCUCAAGAUCCAACUCAAGAAAACGCUGAAGCGGGACCUUAAGGAUCCAGAGAUGGCAGUGGUGGGGGCAAUCUCAGGUGCCAUCACAGGUGCUGUCACCACUCCUCUUGAUGUCAUCAAGACUCGGCUCAUGACCCAGGGGACAUCUGGGCAAUACAAGGGCAUCAUUGAUUGCAUUCAGAAGACAGCCGCACAAGACGGAGCUGGCGCUCUUUUCAAGGGUGUUGGCCCCAGAGUUAUGUGGAUCGGUAUUGGAGGGUCGAUCUUCUUCGGAGUUCUUGAGAAGACAAAGCAGCUAAUGCACCAGGCAUACCACACACCUCCCCCAUCAGAGGCAUAUUUCUAA
Molecule: messenger RNA, 3144 nt
Organism: Closterium sp. NIES-65
Lineage: Eukaryota; Viridiplantae; Streptophyta; Zygnematophyceae; Desmidiales; Closteriaceae
Source: the annotation of a GenBank genome assembly